GUCAACAGAGAUCACGCCCAACAAUUCAUGGUGGCAUUCAAGUCCCCUGAAUCCACCCAACACGACCAGACCACCAGGAAGACUGAUGUCUGGAGCCUGGGAAUCCUGAUUCUGGAGCUCCUAAUGGGGAAGGCUCCGGAAAACUAUCUGAGGCAAGGAAAGGGUGCUAAUGUGGAUUUAGCAACUUGGGUGAACUUGGUUGUGAGGGAAGAGUGGACAGGGGAGGUGUUUGAUAAGGAUAUGAGGGAAUGGAAGAGAAGUGAGGGUGAGAUGCUGAAGCUGUUGAAGAUUGGGAUGUGUUGCUGUGAAUGGAAUGUGGAGAAGAGGUCGGAACUGAAAAUGCCGUUGGAGAAGCUUGAAGAGUUGAAGGAGAGGGGCAGUUCUGAUGAUAGCAUUGAAGAUUACUCAUAUGGGAGCGAAAGGGAGUUAUACUCAUCCACAGCAAUGACAAAAGACAUGUUUUCUUUCUCUGUAAAUGGUUGAUCUGAUCCAUACUGCAAUGAGGAAACUUCAACAGUAGCAAUGGAGAUUGAUGUAUUGAGGUGGAAAAAGCUUCUUCCUUUAAUUUUGUUUUCUUGCUGUGUUAUUUUCUGAAUUAUGUGGAUUGCAAAUCUAUGUAUAAUAUGGGGAAGACUUGGAUCAGAUCAAACUUUUCCUGGUACAGGAUUCUGCUGUUUUUUAAUCAUAUGUGUUCAAUGUAAUUCAAUUCAGACAUGUUCAAAUAAAUGGGAAAGAAAUCAAACAUUACAUUUAUCCAAUGCUUGAUCAUCCAUUGUUGUUAAUCUUUGACUUCAAUUUUCGAACUCAAGUCAUUUGGAGCUAUAUGUUAAAUUUUUAUGUAAUUGUUAUCUAAAGUGACAUCUUAUAGAUAGCUGACAAAUGAAGGAAAAUGGGGAGCUGAUUUAGCUAAGAGAAUCCAAUUCCCAGGACAUGGUACAUACUUUAGUGGACAUGCUUGAAUCUUGAUGUGUGAUGUUGUGAUCAGCCCUUAUUCAGCUUCCAAUUUGUGGCUUCUUGGAAUUUGCCCUUCACUGUCAACUUUAAGGUGCUGCUGUGCUGCUUCUUGUUUUUAUCUUCUGCGUUCUGUAUUUCGGAAUUACUCACUGUUUCUUGAUAGUUACUGGGUUAAUCAGGAUUCAUAUUUCAAUGAUUUUUCAUAGCUUAGAAAUUUGGUAUCCGAUUCAUUUCAAUAGACAAGUGCUACUUUUGUUGUAACGGUUUUCGGGUCAAAUGCUCCUUCUCUUACAUUACACUUGGAUGGAUCACCCCUAUCCUUUCCGAAUCCCAUGUUUCUGUUUUACUUUUGCAAAGAGCACCUUCA
Rubroshorea leprosula is the source of this 1321-nucleotide messenger RNA. Lineage: Eukaryota; Viridiplantae; Streptophyta; Magnoliopsida; Malvales; Dipterocarpaceae. The record is from the annotation of a GenBank genome assembly.